Messenger RNA from Galendromus occidentalis (western predatory mite), 946 nucleotides. Its product is annotated as neuroglobin-like. The transcript is spliced from 3 exons. The coding region runs from base 338 to 946 and encodes 202 amino acids. Gene Ontology annotation, molecular function: oxygen binding; heme binding. The record is from RefSeq and is a predicted model, not a curated record. Lineage: Eukaryota; Metazoa; Arthropoda; Arachnida; Mesostigmata; Phytoseiidae.
AGGACGACACUUCAGGCGAGCGUUUACGCCUGACAGCUGUCGACGACUACCCAGGCACAGCGAGCGACGAGUCUGAGCGGCAGCGUAAACGCUUUGCGCCAAGGGAAGCUCCGGCCUUGUGCGUUGGGUGUGAGUGAGUGAAUGAGUGCGUGCGUGCGUGCGUGAGUGAUUGAGCCUAAGGAACGGAAGGAGAGAGAGGAAUUCCUCGAGCGAUCACGAGGGGAGCGGAGCUAGAGAGUGGUGUUCGGACCGGUGUUGUCAUUGUCGAUUGCGUAUCCCCAACGUGGCCAAGACGGCAGCCGUGGCUAGCUCGAAGUCGAAGAAGAGGCUGUGGAGAAUGGGUUGCACCCUGAGCAAAGCGGUCACCUCGCUAGUCCACAAAGGUAGCGAGAGAUCAGCGGGCGUUGGCCGCGUGGGGGACGUCGAAGACCCUCCGCCACCUCCUCCACCAGACCCGCGCUCUCCUCUCACAACACGUCAAAUCUUCUCCAUCUCAAAAUCAUGGAAAGCCAUCGCCCGUGCCAUGGAGCCGACGGGAGUCGAGAUGUUCGUACGCCUCUUCAAACAAAACGAGGAGCUACUCGACUUAUUCACCAGUUUUCAGGCUCUGAAGACAGAGGAAUCGCAACGUGAAUCCAUGGAGUUGGGACAACAUGCAUCCCUUGUCAUGACAACGUUAGACGAGGGAAUCAACUCUUUGGACAACCUUGACUACUUUCUUGAAUAUCUGCACAACGCCGGAGGAAUGCAUUAUAAGAUCAAGGGCUUCAAAAAAGAAUACUUUUGGCUGAUAGAGAAGCCAUUCCUGGAAGCAGUAAAGCUGACGCUCGGAGACCGUUACACGGAUAAUAUAGAGAACAUCUACAACACGACGAUCCACUUCAUUCUGGAAACUCUUGUCGAAGGCUUCGCGUUAGCCGAAACCAAAGCGAAAUGCAGCGAGUAG